AUGUCGUACAGCGAUCUAAAAGGCAAGACCUUCGUCAUUACCGGAGCCGCCUCGGGCAUGGGCCGCACCACGUCCCUGUUUCUGGCCAAGCAGGGCGCCAACGUGGGCCUGCUCGACCUACGAAAGCCCGACGAUGUCCUGGCCGAGAUCGAGCAGCUGGGCGGCAAGGCACUCUCGAUAGCGUGCAACGUACAAGACAGCAAGGCCAUGGACGCGGCCGUCAAGGCCGUGGCCGACCACUUCGGGCGGCUCGACGGCGCCGCGAACAUGGCCGGGUACGUGGGCAACCAGGGCUUGCACGGGAGGGGGUUCGCCAUGGACGUCGUCGAGGACGAGGACUGGGACAUGAUGUUGGCCACAAACCUCACCGGCGUCAAGAACAGCAUCCGGGCCGAGCUGCGCCACAUGAAGGGUCCCGGCUCCAUCGUCAACGCCGCCAGCAUUGCCGGCCUAUAUGGCUUCCCAUGGAAUGCUCCCUACGGGACGGCCAAGUGGGGCGUCAUUGGCAUGACCAAGUCCGCGGCGCAGGAAGUGGGUACGCGAGGGAUUCGAGUUAACGCGGUAGCACCGGGAGUCGUUGAUACGCCGUUGGCACAUUCCUUGGGCAACGCAAAGGAAGUCUACGAUGCGCUGGUCCAUAAGGCCGCGCUGAGGAGGAUCGCGCAGCCUGAGGAGGUCAGCAAGGUCAUCGGAUUUCUAUUGAGCGAGGAGGCGGGGUAUAUCACAGCUUCUGUUAUCAAUGUCGAUGGAGGGUACACCUGA
Phialemonium atrogriseum is the source of this 762-nucleotide messenger RNA. RefSeq lists its product as uncharacterized. The coding region runs from base 1 to 762 and encodes 253 amino acids. The record is from RefSeq and is a predicted model, not a curated record. The transcript is spliced from 3 exons. Lineage: Eukaryota; Fungi; Ascomycota; Sordariomycetes; Cephalothecales; Cephalothecaceae. Gene Ontology annotation, molecular function: oxidoreductase activity.